This is a messenger RNA of Gossypium arboreum, 3183 nucleotides long. RefSeq names its product receptor-like protein EIX2. The record is from RefSeq and is a predicted model, not a curated record. Gene Ontology annotation, molecular function: protein binding. The coding region runs from base 139 to 3183 and encodes 1014 amino acids. Lineage: Eukaryota; Viridiplantae; Streptophyta; Magnoliopsida; Malvales; Malvaceae. The transcript has a single exon.
AUUAGACAAUUCGCUUGAAGUGAGUCAAUUGUAUGCUUCUUGUGGAAAUUUAGGGAGUUGGAGAAUAUUUUCAUUUUAGCUUGCUGUCUAUAUAUACUUGGAGUUGCUAGCAAUGGUUGCUACUAAGACAUUACAACCAUGAGAACUGUUACAAUCUCCUUACUUCCACUUUUUCUUGUCAUUACGACUUUCUGUUUUGGUUUUUGCAAUGGCAAUGCCAACGUGCUUUGCAUUGAAAGUGAGAGAGAAGCCCUUUUGAAGUUCAAGAAUGAUCUCAUUGAUCCUUCAAACAAGCUAUCUUCUUGGGUUGAAGGUGGUGAUUGCUGUGAAUGGAUUGGUGUCUUCUGCCAUAACUUAACAGGCCACGUCCACAAACUACACUUGGCUGCUCCUUCUUCACCUCCAAGUGAUGAUGCAUCACUUGCUGAAAUGGAAGAUUACGAAAGAUCAAAGCUAGGAGGCAAAAUAAAUCCUUCUUUGCUCGAGUUGAAGCAUCUCAGCAUCCUAGACUUGAGCAAUAACAAUUUUAGCACGCAAACCCUGGAGUUUUUCGGUUUAUUGGGGAGUUUAACAUAUCUUGACCUCUCUCAAGCACAAUUCCAGGGAGAAAUUCCUCACAGCCUAGGGAAUCUCUCAAAGUUGCAUUAUCUUGAUCUUCGAGGUGAUAAUUGGUGGCCGAAGGAUCUCGAAGCGAAAAGUCUUCAAUGGGUUUCCGUACUUUUUUCCUUGCAGUACCUUGAUUUGAGUCAUGUGGAUCUUAGUGAAGCAACUGAUUGGUUACAGGUAACGUUCAAACAUCCUUCUUUGUUAGAGUUGCACUUGUCAGAUUGCGAUUUAGCAGAUGAUUCCUCUCCCAUCAGUGUUAACUCUUCAAAAUCACUAGCUGUUCUUGAUCUUUCUUGGAACUUCAACUACUUAUCUUCAAUUCCUAUGUCGAUAUUCAGUCUUCAUGGUCUUGUGUCCAUUGAUCUUGCUUCCAGCUCUUUGAAAGGCCCAAUUCCAGACUACUUCGGGAACAUCUCGUUUCUUGAAGUUCUUGAUCUUAGUUUCAACAAAUUCAAUUCAUCCAUACCUGACUCCUUGUAUAGUUUAAACCAUCUUCGAUUCCUUAGUCUUAGUUUUAAUUACUUAGUAGGUAAAAUUUCGAGUGCCAUCGGAAACUUAAGCUCUCUUAUUCGCCUUGAUCUUUCGUAUAAUAUGCUGGAGGGAAGAUUACCAACCUCUUUGGAAGAUCUUUGCAAUUUGAAGGAGGUGAAUUUGUCAUAUAAUAAAAUUGAUCAAGACAUAUCAGAAAUCCUACACAGUCUGUCCAGAUGUAGUUUGAAUUGCCUAGAGUCACUGAAUUUGGGAAUUAACCACCUUUCUGGCCUUUUACCUGAUAAAGUCGGGCAAUUUAAGAAUUUAGCUUACCUGUCCCUUGCUCAAAACAACAUUUCUGGUCCAAUACCUAUGUCCAUAGGAGAGUUAUCAUGUUUGAAGUCUAUUGAUGUUUCUGAAAAUCAAUUAAAUGGUACAUUUCCUCCAAGUUUUGGACAAUUAGCCAAUUUAGAAACUCUAAGUUUUGGGCAUAAUAUGCUGGAAGGAGUUGUAUCAGAAACCUACUUUUCUAAUCUCACGAGGUUGACAACUUUGUUGGCAUCCGGAAACAUGUUGAGGUUUGAACCAAACUCAAGCUGGGUUCCCUCGUUUCAAUGUGAAACUAUCGAAUUACAUCGAUGGCAUCUUGGCCCAAAGUUUCCCCAGUGGUUAAAGUUCCAAAAGAAAUUGUCCGGUUUAGAUAUUUCUCAUGCAGGAAUUUCAGAUGUCAUACCAACUUGGUUUUUGAAUAUUUCUGCUCAAUUUAAAUAUGUAAAUCUUUCCUCUAAUCAACUUAUUGGAGAGAUUCCAUACAUGAAUGUACGAGAGACUCUUGACUUGAGUUCAAACCGAUUGACAGGUCCAUUGCCAAGAGUAUUCCCAACCUUAGAAGAUUUAAUUUUGUCAAAUAAUUCAUUUUUAGGAUUCCUUUCUGAAUUUGUUUGCAACUCAUCAGAACAGAGAUGGAUGAGAAUUCUUGACAUUGAUACAAAUAUUCUCUCCGGAGAAAUUCCAGAUUGUUGGAAUCAUUGGCAGCAAGUGACAUACUUAAAUUUGAGAAACAACAAUUUGACAGGGAAAAUCCCACUUUCUUUGGGGUAUAAAAAUCUACAAGUGCUAAACCUUCGAAGCAAUAGCAUGUCUGGGGAGUUACCAUACACAUUGCAAAAUAGUACGAGUUUGAUCAUUCUUGAUCUUAGUGAAAAUUAUUUCAGUGGAGGUAUACCGGAAUGGAUUGGUGACAAGCUCUCAAAUCUUGUAGUUCUAAGUCUCCGCUCAAAUAAUUUUGAUGGCCAUAUUCCUCAUAAAAUUUGUGCUGGUCACUCUCUUCAGAACUUGGACCUUUCUCAGAACAACAUUUCAGGAGCUAUUCCAAAAUGUUUUAAUAAUUUUAGUGCAAUGGCAACAAAAAACAAAAGCUCUGGCGACCUUGAGAUUUGGACUACUUUCCAGAGUAAUGUAUUUCAUUUGAGCGCAUUAUUGGUGCUGAAGGGACGAGAGGAUGAAUACAGUACCACAUUAGGACUUGUUACCAGCAUAGAUCUUUCAGUUAACAGUCUCACAGGAGAGAUCCCCAAAGAAAUUGGAAACCUCAUCGGACUACGGUCAUUAAAUUUGUCAAGGAAUCUCUUAAUAGGAAAUAUACCAGACAUCGUUGGCAAGUUGGAGUUACUGGAGUCUCUUGAUUUGUCAAUGAAUAGACUGCAUGGUGAAAUCCCUUCAAGUUUCUCUAAUUUGAAUUUCUUGAAUCACUUCAACGUGUCCUACAACAACUUGACAGGACAAAUCCCAACGAGCACUCAGCUUCAAAGCUUUGAAAACUCUUCUUACAUGAGCAAUCAUCUUUGUGGUCCUCCGGUCAUAAACAACUGCAGCACAAAUGGUGUUCCAACUGAUGUUACAAAUAAUGGAGGUAGCAAUGAAGGAAGUAAUGGGCGGUCUAAAGUGAAUUGGCUUUAUGUAAGCAUAGUUCUUGGCUUUGUAAUGGGAUUCUGGGCUGUAGUUGCUCCUCUUUGUUUCAUUAGGUCUUGGAGGCAUGCAUAUUAUCAGAAGCUGGACAAUGUUGGUAAUAAGCUGUAUGUGUUUUGGGCUACUAGGCGCAUGUAG